Messenger RNA from Colius striatus (speckled mousebird), 1419 nucleotides. RefSeq names its product stabilizer of axonemal microtubules 1 (gene SAXO1). NCBI's taxonomy places the organism in Eukaryota, Metazoa, Chordata, Aves, Coliiformes, Coliidae. Gene Ontology annotation, biological process: microtubule anchoring. The transcript is spliced from 4 exons. The coding region runs from base 112 to 1419 and encodes 435 amino acids. Gene Ontology annotation, molecular function: microtubule binding. Gene Ontology annotation, cellular component: sperm flagellum; centriole; cytoskeleton. The record is from RefSeq and is a predicted model, not a curated record.
CUGCAUGGGGCUCAAUCAUUGAAGAAGUGCCUAUGUCAGCUGUGUUCCUGUGGGUGUCAUCGUUGUCCACAUCUGCCCAACAGGCCCUAUGAGAAGAAUGAGAAGCCGUGCAUGCUUUCAGAGUACAUGGAAAGAUAUCCCCUUUAUCCCAUUACCGUCCCCAGAGGCUCAUUUAAGUCAAAGGAUGUGUACAAGAUGGCACAGAUAGCCAUGGAAGGCAUCUCGACUACAAAGAGAGACUACAUAGCUCAUCAAACAUUGCCACUGAAACGUAAACCACCUGAAAAGUAUGUCAAGAAUGAUGUGAGCAUGGAUUUGACCUCCACUUACAAGAAGGACUAUAAUGCCUACCCUAUCUCUCAAGUACCUCCAUGCUUCCUCUGUGUGACAAGACACAUACCCAAUGUCAAGAUGGAUACAAGAACCACUUAUGAAGAUGACUAUGUGCUGUGGAAUGAACCAAAGCUACAGCCUAUCAGACCAAAUGACAGGUUUCAACCAUCAGAAGAAAAAUUUGAUCACAGAACCACUGUCCAGGCUGACUAUUUGUUCAAGGGACCAGUUGCCACUCAAAGCUGCAAGCCUCUGAAUCUAGUCCAGAAAACCAAAGCUCCUUUUGACAAUGUAACAAAUUACAGAGUCCAUUACGUGCCACUUCCUCUGAAGGAACAUCAUGUCCAUAAAUAUCAGAAAUACAAGGCCAAUAAGGUCCCCUUUGAUGGCCUCACUACCCACAAAGUUUCUUACAAGGGGCUAGCUGGUCGUCCAGCCAAGCUUGCAAAACCAUACCAGCUGGAGCGUUGCCAUGAUCUUCCAUUUUUAUCUACAACUGAAUUCCAGGAAAAAUAUCAAGCUUGGCCACAGCCCCCCAUUUUCCCUCAAAAACCUGACGUCUAUGUUCCACCUCUGGAGAAAAUGGACCUUUGCACCACUACUCAGAUGCACUACAAGUACUCAAACGGCAAGCCAGCCAAGAUAUGUCGAGUUUUUCCUCAGAUCAAGAAAAGUACUGUGUGCUUCAACGGCUCUUCCACAAUGAAGGAUGACUAUAAGCCUUGGCUUUGCAAGAGACGGAAACCCAUCAUUCAUGCUCCAAAGAUGACUUUCCCAGCAAAACCAGUGGAUUACUUGACUACCUUUAAGGCCCAUUAUGUGCCUCAUCCACUCAAAGUUACAAAGAGGUACAAACCUGUUUGGUCAGGCCCAAAGCAUCCCACUCUGCUGGAUGCUAAAACCACCUAUGCUACCAGCUACACACCAAAGUGCAUUACCAGAUGCUUGGCCUCUUAUGAAGUCCCACCUGGUUAUGUUUUUGAGGAAACUGAUGCUGAGGGUCACAACAUUUAUAUCCCUGCUUCCAAAAGUGGUUCCUGGAAAGUAGACACUGAAGGAAAAAGAGAGUGGAUACCGCCUUCCUAG